Molecule: messenger RNA, 3583 nt
Organism: Periophthalmus magnuspinnatus
Lineage: Eukaryota; Metazoa; Chordata; Actinopteri; Gobiiformes; Gobiidae
Gene: prtga
Product: protogenin homolog a (Gallus gallus)
Exons: 19
Coding region: 19-3489 (1156 amino acids)
Biological process (GO): cell-cell adhesion; axon guidance
Cellular component (GO): axon; plasma membrane
Molecular function (GO): protein binding
Source: RefSeq, a predicted model, not a curated record
CGACCACAAGUCAAGUAAAUGGCGCCCCUUAAAAGGAUUUUAAAUCAGCGUUUGGUGUUUUACAUCGUCAUUCUUCCAAUCUCAGGCAUUUUAUGCUUUAGUGAGUUAUUUUUUGUCAAGGAGCCCCAGGAUGUCAUAAUAAUGCGUAAAGAGUCAGUCAUUUUGGACUGUCAAGUGCGUGGAGAGGCCCCCAUUGAUGUCCAGUGGCUCAAGAAUGGACUAAAACUGGUGGAGAGUGAGAGGGUGUAUCUGCUCUCCAAUGGCUCCCUGUUUAUUUCGGAGGUGGAGAACAGACGAGGAGACAAAUCAGAUGAAGGCUUUUACCAGUGCCUCGCUCAGAAUAAAUAUGGAGCAAUCCUGAGCCAGAAAGCCCGUGUUACAAUCGCAAGUAUCUCUGCUUUUGCAAUCCAACCCACCUCCAUAGUGGUCACUGAAGGCUCAGUGGCUCGAUUUUCCUGUAAAAUCAGUGCACACCCUCCUCCCAUCAUCACAUGGGAGUUCAAUCGUGUAACAUUACCCCUCACUACUGAGAGAAUCACAGUGCUGCCUAGUGGUGUGUUGCAAAUUUAUGGUGUACAACAAAUGGACACUGGAAAUUAUCGCUGUAUUGCCACAAACAUUGCCAGCCGACGUCGAAGUGUUGAAGCAACCCUCACCGUUACUCCAGCCCCUAGCCCCCAGCUCCCUCAGAGGCCACGCAUUAUUACUGGGCCACAGAAUAUCUCGGUAGCAGUGCACCAGAACGCCAUUCUCGAAUGCAUGGCCACAGGCAACCCACGACCCAUCAUCUCAUGGAGCCGAGCGGACAGCAAAUCCAUUGAUGUUUACAACACAAAAGUGCUGGGAAAUGGCAACCUGAUGAUCUCUGACAUCAAGCCUCAACACGAAGGGGUCUAUCUGUGCAGAGCCACUACCCCUGGCACCCGAAACCACACCAUCGCCUCGGCCAAUGUCACUGUACUCGCCCCACCAUCCCUUGUUGAAUGGCCAGAGAGUCUGACCCGUCCACGUGCCGGUACAGCUCGCUUUGUGUGCCAAGCUGAAGGGGUCCCAACUCCUCAAAUCACUUGGUUCAAGAACGGCAACAAAGUCCAUUCUAAUGGCCGCAUCAAGAUGUACAACAGCAAACUGGUCAUCAACCAAAUCAUCCCAGAAGAUGAUGCUAUUUACCAGUGUCAGGCGGCGAAUGACCUGGGCUCUGUUUUGUCUAUGGCACGUCUCAUUGUGGUGAUGUCAGAGGAUCGCCCGAGCGCGCCUCGCAACAUCAGAGCUGACACUGUGUCCAGCUCUGCCAUCCUGCUAGCCUGGGAAAAACCUCUGUUCAACUCAGAUAAAGUUAUCGCCUAUUCUGUGCAUUAUAUGAAGGCUGAAGGGUUAAACAAUGAGGAAUAUCAAGUGGUCAUUGGAAAUGAUACAACUCGAUACAUUAUUGAUGAUCUGGAGCCAGCUCGUAACUAUACUUUCUACGUGGUGGCCUACAUGCCAAUGGGAGCCAGCCGCAUGUCAGACCAUGUGUUUCAGCACACACUCGAGGAUGUUCCCCUGCGAGCCCCCGAGCUCAGCCUUACAAGCAACAGCCCCUCAGACAUUCAGGUAACUUGGCAACCACUCCCUGACAAACUGAGUCGAGGGCACAUCUUGGCCUACCGCUUGUCGUACCGCACCAGUGCUGAGAACACAGUUACACAGAUGGAGCUUCCGGGACAGAAAACUCAGCAUCUCCUGCAAAACCUGCAGCCGGACACCAUAUACCUCCUGAGGCUUGCUGCGGCCACCAGUGUGGGGUGGGGCGAGCCCUCAGCCUGGACCUCCCACCGCACACCAAAGGCAUCUAGUGCUCAGGUUCCUGGAUCUCCUGAGCUACAUUUGGAGCCCCUUAACUGUACCACUAUAGUCUCCCGUUGGCAGCUGGGGCAGAGAAACGCAGUCAGUGUCCAGGGCUACAAACUGUUUUACCACGAGGAGAGCCAGCCUGAGAGUGCCCCAAUACAGCUCCGCGCCUCCGUCAAAUCACACACCAUCAGCGGUCUCGACCCAAGGAAGAAGUACCAUGUAAAACUUCUAGCCUACAACUUUGUCGGAGAUGGUUACCAGGCUGACCAGACCAUUAGUACUCCGAGCUGUGUCUCUGUCCGAGAUCGCCUGGUGCCCCCUCCGCCCCCUCCUCACAAUGUUUACGCCAAAACCAACAGCUCCACAGCCGUGUUUCUGCACUGGGGCCGCCCCGCCUUCACCUCCAACCAUCGAGUCAACUACACUGUCCGCUGCAAUCCUGUAGGCUUGCAAAAUGCCUCUAUGGUGCUCUACCUUCAAACGGGCGAGCAAAGUCUUGUGGUGAAAGAGCUUAAGCCAAACACCAGGUAUGAAUUUGCGAUCCGUCUUCAUAUUGACCAGUUGUCAAGCCCCUGGAGUCCUGUAGUUUAUCAAAGCACUUUGCCUGAAGCUCCAACAAAGCCCCCAUCUAAUGUUAAAGUCACUCUGAUUGAGGAGGACACAGCUCUUGUCUCGUGGAAAAGUCCAGAUGAGCCAAACAUGUCGGUGACGCAGUACACCAUCCUCUACGCCUCUAAAAAGGAGUGGCUCGCAGGCCAGUGGCAGGUCGUACAAAGAGAGGGGACCAUCACGAUGGCACUCCUAGAGAACCUGAAGCCUGGUCAGGUGUAUUUGGUCAAAGUUUCUGCCUCCAACAACAUGGGCGAUGGGCCGUACUCGCCGGCUGUGGAACUGACCGCUUUGUCCUCAGCACAAAACCCACGUCUCUCCCAUGACUCCACAAUGUUUUCUGAAGGUUUCUACCACCUGGACCAGAAGUCUAUGACUGGGAUCACCAUUGGAGUCUGCAUUGCACUCAUUUGUAUCAUCAUCUGUGUUUUCGUCCUUGUCUGUCGAGGAAAAAACAGGAAAUUUUCAACAGUGAAGCAUUAUGGACCAGCAGACGCUUCCUCCUCGUCAGCGAUGGUCCGACGUGGAUCGCAAGAACAGGCUGAAAAUGUAGAUGUGACUGUGCCCAUGAUGAACCACUUCAUUGAUGCCAAGGGCGGAACAAACCUUAUGAUCAACUCGCUUGGUCCUGUUCAACCGCAUACUGAAAAGAAAAGUAAAUGGUUUUCUUUAAACAAGAGAGAUAAAGCAAGCAGCAAAUCUCUGCAGAGCAACAGACAACAGACCUUGCAGUACCAGCCCGGCACCACAGUUCUGACUUACAAUGAAGAGCUGUCCAUGUCUCGAGACCAGCCGGUAUCUUUGGAGGCUUUACUUGGACGUCCCACAGACACUGAAGGCUCGUCUGGUAGUGAGGGCAGCCACGGGACGGGUGACUCUGGACGCUACUCUCACGACGAGAUGGAGCUCACUAACCUGUCGUCUGGUCCAGAGAGUCGGCCGCCAUCUUUGACUGGUGAAGACAGUGGGGACAAUGGCCUGAAUCGAAACCCAAGUGAACUGAAGGACGCUACAAGGACCAACAUGGAGGCUAUUGACGUGUGUUGAGAAUGGCCACAAAAACAGCUCUGCACUUUCCCUCCCCCUGAAUGUGUGGUAAUGUAUGAAUGGGGCUAAAACAGUGCAGUGGCAGCUGUUGAAU